Molecule: messenger RNA, 1373 nt
Organism: Arctia plantaginis
Lineage: Eukaryota; Metazoa; Arthropoda; Insecta; Lepidoptera; Erebidae
Source: the annotation of a GenBank genome assembly
UUACAUUCUUCCGACAGUUAGAUCUAGCAAGUUACGGCAGCCUGUGUACGGGCAUGUCGAUGGGAUGGACGUCCCCAGUCCUACCACAACUGCACAGCAAUUCUCCUCUACCGCGGGAGCCUACGCUUCAGGAGGAGUCCUGGAUAGCCUCGCUGCUCGUGCUAGGAGGGUUAUUGGGUCCUCUAAUCACAGUGCCUCUGUCUCGUCACAUCGGGCGGCGCUGGAUAAUAAUGGGCUCCAACAUUCCUUUGCUACUGGGGUGGCUUCUGGCAGGCGUCACCACUAACUUGGAGACGCUUUACGUCGCCAGGAUCAUGUGGGGAUGUGCCACAGGCAUGCAGUUUGCAACUGUGCCGAUCUAUAUUGGAGAAAUUGCUGAGGACAAAAUUCGUGGUGCUCUUAGCGCGUUCUUUCUGCUCUUCAUCAACAUCGGCUUUCUGCUGGCGUAUGCGAUAGGGCCAUUCACCACCUACUGGGGGCUGACAGCCACUGGUGGUAUCCUCUCGUUGUUCUACAUACCUUUCACAUGGUUUAUACCAGAGACGCCAUUCUAUCUCGUUUAUAAAGGUAACAUUGAGGGUGCGUCCACCGUAUUGCAGAGUCUUCGCGGAACUACAAAGGAAGGUGUUCAGGCAGAACUGGAGGGACUGCAGGCGAUAGUCACCAGAGAGUUCAAGGAAGAGCCCAAGAUACAAGACCUGUGGGCGACAAGGGGCAAUGUCAAGGCUCUAGGUAUUUGCGUAUUCCUGGCGAUGUUACUCCAACUGUCCGGCAUCGACGUCCUUUUGUUCUACAUGGAGGAGCUGCUCUCUAAAGUGGGCACCACGCUCUCGCCAUCAGACGGCACCAUCAUUAUGGGAGUCGUACAGGUAGUGACAAGUUGUGUAACGCCUCUGGUGGUAGACCGUCUUGGAAGGAAAUUGUUGAUGUGGACCACUUCACUUGGACUCACAAUAUUUCUCACUCUAAUAGGCGUAUACGCGCUGAUCGACUCGUACUUCAAGGUGGAUGUGUCAUCGGUCGCUUUCUUACCGCUGUUAUGUCUCAUUGUAUACAUGGUGCUCUUCACUCUGGGUGUGGGCCCUGUGCCGUGGAUCCUGGUGGCGGAGAUGUUCCCGGUCAAAACGAAAUGUCUCGCCAGUGGCAUCUGCUCCUUUAUGUGUUGGUUGGCUGGAUUCGUAUGGACAAGAUUCUUCCGCGACGUAGCGGCAUCGUACGGCAUCUACACAGCGUUCUGGAUCCUGGCCGUAUGUUGCGGGAUCGGCUUUAUAUUCUCAGCCACGUUGCUUCCGGAAACCAAAGGGAAGACUUUUGAUGAAAUACAAGAUAUGCUUAACAAUAGGACACCAGAAGCAAAACCAGCAGAAGUAUAG